AUGCCGAAGGUACUUGCAGUGGCUGGGGCCUCGUCCUCGCAGAGUGCGGGGAAGAAGCACCAGUGCGCCGAGUGUGAUUAUAGCACCGACCGUACAUUCGAUAUGCGCCGCCACGCGGAGCUGCACCUCCCCGAGGACCAGCGACACUAUUACGAGUGCCCGAAGCCCGGGUGCGCCAAGCGGUUCCUGCAGAAGGGCAACCUCAAGAUCCACCUCGCAGCGCACGCGGGCGUGCCGACGCACUUCUGCGCGCAGUGCGACUUUGCGUGCACGGACCCGAGCGCGCUGCACAAGCACCGCAAGCGGCAUGGGUCGGGCUCGGGUUCGAGGACGGUUGUUGCGAGGGGCAGGAAGAGCAGGGUGAGGAGGCACCCGAGCCCGGCGACGUCGGAGGAGUCGGGCCUGUGGUCCUCUAUUGCUCCGUCCCCGGCCGCGUCGACGUCGACUUGUGCGGCGACUGUGGACGCGUUCUCGCCGCCUGCGCUGACGCUGCCCGAGACGGGCGGCUGUGCUGCUUCUCCUGCUGCUGAUGUGGAUGUGCUGUCGUGGCUGGACGACCAGAGCUUGGUGGCGACUCCGGGUUCUUCGCCGGCUUAUUCGGGCGACUUUUCUCCGAUGGUGGCUGUCCCUGAAGAGUCUUAUGUCUCUCGAGAUGCUUCUGGCUUCACUCCUCACUCUGGCUAUCAGUCUCAGCCUCAACAGGCUUACGACGCUCAGUCCCAGCUCUCCUACGAGUUUCAGUCUCAGCUCUCCUAUCAGUUUCAGGCUCAGGCUCAGCUCUGCUACGACUACGACCACACUCAACCCGUCUACACUCAACCCGUCUACUCUCAACCUGCCUACUCUUCUCAGCCUGCCUACCCCUCUCAACCCGCCUAUCCCACCCAGCCUGCCGCUCCCUCCCCGGACUUCCUCGACUUUGACUGGAGCAUGCCCGCGCCCGCCGCCGACUUUGACGGCGCUGCGAUCUUCGUGGGAGACCUCGAGCUGGGGAUGGGGACGCAUAUCCCUCCUGCGAUGGAUCUAGGCUCGGGGUUUGACUGGCCUGCGUCUGCGUCUGCGGCUUUUGGUUAUUCGUUUUGA
Molecule: messenger RNA, 1083 nt
Organism: Gloeophyllum trabeum ATCC 11539
Lineage: Eukaryota; Fungi; Basidiomycota; Agaricomycetes; Gloeophyllales; Gloeophyllaceae
Exons: 4
Coding region: 1-1083 (360 amino acids)
Cellular component (GO): nucleus
Source: RefSeq, a predicted model, not a curated record